UUUACUGCCGAUUGCAUUGAUGUCAACACAACAUCCGGUGUUGUUAGAGGACAGACAUUACAAGUCAAGAAUCUGAUAUUAGAUGUAAUAGUCGAUGAAUUUUUGGGUAUACCGUAUGCCAUACCACCCAUCGGUAAUCUAAGAUUUGCAAAACCACAACCUAUUACAACAAAAUUUAAAGAUAUCAUUGAUGCAACAAAACCUAAGUCAUGGUGUAUGCAAUUGAUAACAUCAGUGCAUACUAUGAAUGAACAAAAAGAUUUAAAUGAAAAUUGUUUGUAUUUAAACAUAUGGUCUCCUAAACUAAACACCAACACCACUAACAACAACACAAAUAAAUUAAAACCAGUCAUGUUUUGGAUACAUGGAGGAGGUCUUACUGUUGGAUCAAUUUUUCAAAACGAGUUCAAUGGUACAGCACUGGCCUCUAAUGAUGUAGUGGUGGUCACUACUAGUUAUAGACUCGGAAUAUUUGGUUAUUUAUUUGGUGAUCGAGAGGACGCUCCGGGAAAUACCGGCUUUUAUGACCAGUUAUUAGCAUUGAAAUGGGUUAGAGAUAACAUACAUAAGUUUGGUGGAGAUAAGGACCAGAUCACUAUAUUUGGUGAAUCGGCCGGUAGUUGGUCUGUAUCGGCACACAUACUGUCACCGCUAUCUAAAGGUCUAUUCAAAAGAGCAAUUAUGCAAAGCGGUGCGCAUAUGUAUAACAAGGACAGGGAUCCGCUCAACAAAACUGAAGCCUUAAAUAAUGCCAAAAAGUUGGCCAAAAUUUUUAAUUGUAGUUUAACUGAUGAUUGGAUACAAUGUUUGAGAGAAGUUGAUGCAAACAUUUUGGUGAAACUAUUGCCGCUUUUUGAUGUAACUUAUCCAGUGAUUGGCACUCAGUUUUUACCUCUUAUUGCACGUCAAGCAUUUGAACACAACUUAUUUAAUACAGACAUUGAUCUGAUUGGUGGCAUUACUAAAGAUGAGGGACAAAUGAAUUUUGAUUCAUUAGGACUUAAUAUUACUUACGAUAGAUUCAAAUUGAAUGUUAAGAUAAUGGAUAAUAUGUUUCACAAUUUAAAUGUCGAUAAUAUAACCGAUUUUUAUCUGAAAAAUGUUAACAAAACGAGUCAACCGGCUGUUCGUCGAGCGUUUGGAGAGUUUGUCGGCGAUCUCUUUCUCAAGUGUCCGACCUAUCAUUUUAGCAAACAAGUAGCCAAACGGUUGUCCACUACUGGUCGUAAUGUAUACUUUUAUGAGUUGACUUAUGGAAGUCCAUACUUUUCAAACGUCACCGGUUGUGAUACCAAAUCAAAAAAUGUCUGCCAUUCCUUAGACAUUGCAUUUGUAUUUGGUUUGCCAUUACUUACACCUGAACUAUAUUUACCAAAAGAUAUAUUUUUUGCGAGUGAAGUGAUGAAAAUGUGGACAACUUUUGCUAAGACUGGUACUAUAGAUAACAAUUGGCCCAAACUGUGGACUGAUAGCACACCUAAUGUAUGGCAUAUCCGUGAUUUAAAUCCCAAUAAUAUGACCAAAACAUUUGACCAUCUUUUUGAUCAAACAUGUGAUGGCAUUUGGAAAAACUAUUUUAAUUAAUUUUUACAUUUUAU
This is a messenger RNA of Oppia nitens, 1598 nucleotides long. Its product is annotated as acetylcholinesterase-like. Gene Ontology annotation, cellular component: plasma membrane. Gene Ontology annotation, biological process: acetylcholine catabolic process; choline metabolic process. Lineage: Eukaryota; Metazoa; Arthropoda; Arachnida; Sarcoptiformes; Oppiidae. The annotation marks the transcript as partial. The record is from RefSeq and is a predicted model, not a curated record. The transcript has 4 exons. Gene Ontology annotation, molecular function: acetylcholinesterase activity.